AAGGGGCAGGCCUACAUGCCUUAUUUCAAAGGUAUUAUUACUGAUGACAUAUUAGUAAAAAGUUGAAAGUUCCAGGAAAUUUCUCCCUAUUGGCAAAUCCUGUAGUGGUGUCAUUAUUUCCAAUCAUGAAUAGCCGUUACUUUAUUACAACAGACUCAUUGUGUAAUAGUCCUAGGAUUAUUGUUCCAGAAAGAAUGGAUCUUGAUGUAAGAAGAACACCCUCUUCUUCUUCUUCAUUCUUGAUUAGAAUGGCAAUUAGAGUAUCAAGAUCAAGGAUUUUCAGUUUCUUAAGAAGAGUAUUUCAUUACCAAAAUAGUUCAAGAUCACAACUUGGCUCAAAUCCAUUUAAUUCUGUCACUUGGAUGAUGAUGGAGUGUAUAGCUUUAAGUGUUCAGAUAAUUGCAACAGCAUAUACAUUGGUUGUUUCCAAAAAGGAAAGGCCUGUUUGGCCAAUGAGGAUUUGGGUUUUUGGAUAUGGUUUUGGUUGUGUCAUUAGUUUGGUUCUGCUUUAUUGGAGAUAUUGGGCAUUAUAUGUCAGGCAAACAGAUGAUUCUGCUGCAAAUUCUGAUAUUGAGCAGCAAAUAAGCCACGACGAAUCAAGGUAACCUAUAUACAUUGACUCUAUAAAAAUUAACUUGCUUCGUUUUUCUGGUAACUGAUUCUUGGUUUUAUGAAAAGUGGCGUGUAGUUAUUUUUUUAGGUGACCUGAUAUAUCGUAUAGAAGUUAAAUCAACUAAUUUUCAUGGUUAUUUGUGCACUUGAGGUUUAAUACCAUGAUUUCUACUUUGGGUAGUUUCCAAAUAAUGAAUACUUUUAUGAAAUGGAGCAUUUCAAAUGCUUUUUUUCUUGUGUGUGUGUUGACAUGAAUGAAAGAGUUUGAUAGGUCUCAUUUUUAGAUUUUUCAACAUGUGUAACAAAUAAAAAAAAUACUACACUAAUCUAUAGUUUCUCUAAACUGCUAACUUAAGUUUUCUUUUUCUAUUAGUCACACAAGGUCUUCUAAAAGUAAAUAAGUAUACUUAAUCAAUAAAGCAUUCUAUGUGAAGCAAGAAAGGAUUCUAGUACCAACAACUGAUUUUGACUUUUGACCAUGCUGCAUUUCUUCUUAUAUAUUAAAAAUUGUAUACAAGAAUGAAUUGUCUCAAAAUGUUUCUUUCUCCUUCAGUAUACAAUGAUAUACUAAGGAACUUAUACUUUUAUGCAUAAACUAGAUGCCAGCUAAUUCAAUUUACCCCUACAAAGUGCAUUUUCAAGAAUUUGCAUAGAACAUUGUUAUUCAGGAUAAAUAUUAUA
Molecule: messenger RNA, 1293 nt
Organism: Lycium ferocissimum
Lineage: Eukaryota; Viridiplantae; Streptophyta; Magnoliopsida; Solanales; Solanaceae
Exons: 1
Coding region: 126-605 (159 amino acids)
Source: RefSeq, a predicted model, not a curated record